CCGAUCAUGCUCUGGACUUCGAUCUGUUUCCGUCGUGCCGAGCAGCAUUCAUAGUUUGCUACUCCGAAGUCUAUCUGAAGCACAUAUGUUCUCUCAUACCACAACCUCAACCCUUUAACGUACAAACUAAUCAACGAACUCACAUGGAAGCGGGUUCUUCACCUUCACAGAUAUGUAACGCUUGGUCGGUUGCUUCUAGGCUAUCUACUAGUCUUCCGACCUCUAAACGGUCCUCAUCCUGGAAGAAGCAUCUCCAAAGUAAUGCUUACUGUAGUAAGCUGGACAGAGUCAAUGUCUUGACUGGACAUACCGGAUGCGUUAACGCCCUCAGUUGGGCUAAAGACGGCGAGUUACUUUUAAGUGGUGGCGAUGACACCUCGUGUGGUACGAAUAUGGCGACUCGAUUCGUCGGACACUACGAAAGAAUACCCAUAUGUCUGUGACGCCGUCAUACGCACAGGUCACCGUGCCAAUAUAUUCAAUACACAGAUGCUUCCCCACUCUAAUCGCAUUGCUUCCGUAGCGGGUGACAAGCAAGUCAGAAUAUUUGACAUAGGCGACAUCGUGAGCCAGGCUGGGGAUGGUCGUGAGACCCUGUAUACUGCUCGGCAAGCCAAUGUUAGAAUACUACGGUGUCAUUCUGAUUCUGUCAAGAGGAUAACAACGGAAGGGACCCCUGAUGUAUUCCUGACUGUUUCAGAGGAUGGAACUGUUCGUCAACAUGACCUUCGGGCGCACCACAACUGUCAGAACAACCAAUGUCCUGCCCCUCUUGUAGAGUUCAGUCAUUCACUCUCGACACUGUCAAUGUCGCCCCUCACCCCGUAUCAAUUCGUCGUCGCAGGGGAAUCACCAUACGGCUUCCUUUUUGAUAGAAGACAAAUUGGCCGACACCUCGAAGAAGAAUGGGGCAUGCCGCCGGACUCUCGUAGUGUCACGACUUGCGUGCGUCGAUUCGGGCGAGAAGCAAGGUCACCUGGUGAAAGUCGAGGGUAUCCCCAUAUCACUGGUGUUCGAAUGGCCUCUGAUAAUGGACACGAGGUUUUAUGUUCAUAUAGUACCGAUGCUGUCUAUUUGUACUCAACUCGCGACGAUCCUCAUGAGCCUUCGGCCUUCCAAGGUGGUAUCCUUGCAUCCAAUGACAAGGGCUCGCAGCGACCAUCACCGAGACAGAACGCAGAUUCUGAAAUGUCUAUGCAAGAAACCCCCAGACGAAUGUCUCUGGACCAACUUGACACCCUCAUGGAACAGGAUAUCGACCACUUUCUGUCUCAAGGCGCAUCCGAAUCACAAGAUGGCGAGGGAUCGACAGGUUCACAUGAACAAGAGGGUGUGCGGGAGGAUCAAGAUGAGGAUAUGGUAGAAGAAGAUGAUGACGACGAUGAAGGCGGUGGUGCUGAAUCGUUCACCAAUGUCCCAAUCAUUCUCCCCUGUCGCAAAUACACAGGAGCCUGCAAUAUCGAGACAGUGAAGGAUGUGAACUUCCUCGGUCCCUCUGAUGAGUUUGUGGUGUCGGGCUCCGACGACGGCAAUUUCUUCAUAUGGGAUAAGGCUUCUGGCAAACUGUGCGACAUCUUGGAGGGCGACGGACAUGUUGUCAAUGUUAUUGAGGGACAUCCUUAUUUGCCCCUCAUAGCCGUCAGCGGGAUCGACACUACUGUCAAGCUGUUUGCACCUACCCAUGGACAAUCGGCCUUCUCCCGUCUUGAGAACUCAGAUGCCAUAAUAAACCACAAUGAAGAGUCGUCUUCAAGAAGGGUCGACCUUGCAACGUUGAUGAUGUAUGCCCGAGUUGCGCGUCGAGCUGGGAUCGACGGCGAUGAAUGUACCACUCAGUGAUCCUACUCCUUUUUUUCCUUAUUCUGGACAUGUGUAUCAAUAGGCUGGAAACUCGUACUAUAGCUGCUCUAUAUUUUUGCCUGUAUAUCAUAUUGCCUGGUUGUCUAGCGUUACAGUAUUGCUGCAAAAUCUGCACGAUCCUCGUGAACGGACCGAUCGCCUCGCUACAAGCCGCAACUGAGGGCUGCUGAGCAAUAACACGCCACCUCCUCGUCCCGGCAACCUCAUAGGCUCCUAUUGGUAUAAAUCUCUAUACCACUU
Messenger RNA from Somion occarium, 2100 nucleotides. The record is from the annotation of a GenBank genome assembly. Lineage: Eukaryota; Fungi; Basidiomycota; Agaricomycetes; Polyporales; Cerrenaceae.